CCCAUUAAACGACUAUAAAUAGAAACGAAAGGUUCUAGUUUUUUUUAUCAAAAGUCUAGUGUUUCUCUCCAUCCUCCGACUCUGUCUCCACCCACUAACUACUCUCUCACUAAACUAACCGAGUUAUCAUGGGCAAGAACAACAAUAACAAGGAGAACAAAGGAGAUGGCGGCGGCGGCGAGAAGAAAACGGCGUCGGUCACCGUCGUUUUGAAGAUCGAUAUGCAUUGCGAAGGCUGCGCUUCCAAGAUCGUUAAAUGCGUUCGUACUUUCCAAGGCGUUGAGACUGUGAAAUCAGAGUCAGAGUCUGGGAAAUUAACGGUGACCGGAGAUGUAGAUCCGGCGAAACUCCGGGAGAAACUUGAAGAGAAGACGAAGAAGAAAGUCGACUUGAUUUCUCCUCAACCCAAAAAGGAGAAAGAGAAGGAGAAAGACAACAACAAGGACAAAACUAAAACCGAUGAAGACAAGAACAAAGAAAAGAAACCAGAUGAGAAGAAACCCAAAGAGGCGGCGGCGACAACGGCGGUGUUGAAGGUGGACUUCCACUGUCAAGGUUGUAUCGGGAAGAUCCAAAAGACUGUCACUAAAACCAAAGGUGUGAAUGGGCUGACAAUGGACAAAGAGAAGCAGCUACUGACGGUGAAAGGAACAAUGGAUGCGAAGAAGCUCGCCGACGCUUUGUCCGAGAAGCUGAAACGUAAGGUGGAGGUCGUGCCGCCGGCGAAGAAAGAUAAAGAGAGUGGUGACGGGAAAGAGAAGGAGUCUGGGGACAAGAAGAAAGGAGGAGACGGCGGCGGAGGAAAGGAUAGCAAUGGUGGUAACAAAGGCGGCGAGGGGGUGAAUGCGAUGGAGUACGUGGCGGCUCAGCCUGCUUACGGGGCAGCGUAUUAUCCGGGUGGGCCGUAUGGAUACCCGAUUCAGUCCCACGCGCCGCAGAUGUUCAGCGAUGAGAACGUGAAUGCUUGCGUCGUUAUGUAAGGCGGCGGAAGAAAUUGUAAAUAUGCUAUAAUUUGGGGUACUUCCGGGGAAUACUAGUUUUUAAUUUUUGGGUUUUCUACGACAGUUUCAGUUUUGAAUUUCUCCUUUUUGUUUUUUGUUCGUUUCUAAUUUUUAAUUUAAAACAUGCAAAUAUUUCCUACGUUUAAUAAUAAUAUUUUUAGUAUUUUUUCA
Molecule: messenger RNA, 1172 nt
Organism: Raphanus sativus (radish)
Lineage: Eukaryota; Viridiplantae; Streptophyta; Magnoliopsida; Brassicales; Brassicaceae
Product: heavy metal-associated isoprenylated plant protein 3
Exons: 5
Coding region: 129-980 (283 amino acids)
Molecular function (GO): metal ion binding
Source: RefSeq, a predicted model, not a curated record